Messenger RNA from Sesamum indicum (sesame), 3572 nucleotides. The record is from RefSeq and is a predicted model, not a curated record. Lineage: Eukaryota; Viridiplantae; Streptophyta; Magnoliopsida; Lamiales; Pedaliaceae.
CAACUUUUUUUCCAAAGAUGCAAUAGCAAUAGCAAUAGCAAUAGAUUGUUUCCAAGAACCAAAACUCCCAUACCAUACCAUACGCCAUAUGCCAUACGACGCCUCAUCGCAUUCACUCCCCAUCCCAAAUUAUAUUUCCCAAACUUUUCAAUCACGCCCGUUUUCAAACCCUCCGCCAUGAACCACCUUAAUCCUCCUCCUCCUCCACCUCCUCCUCCGCCGCCUAUCAUCCGCCAUACCAGCACCACCCAAAUCCUCAAGCAAACUACCUCCCUCUUCUUCUCUCAUCCUCUCACUUUCGUCUUCCUCUCAUCUCUCCUCCUCACCUUCCGUUCCAACGUUCACAGCGCCUCUCACUACCUUUCCUCUCUCAUCGACCGUGACCCUUCCUUGAAAUCCCUCCUCUCCCGCCUCGAUUUCUCUUCCCCCUCCCAUCUCCACCACCCCCGCCGUCACUCCCACCACCCACUCCACUACCGGCGUCGUCGCGCCUUUCUCCACCUCUCCCGCGUCGGCACCCUUGACGAUGACUUCUUCUCCGGGGAUUCUGAUUUUGACCGCUCCCUCUUCCACCCCUCCUCCGGCAAACCUCCCCCCAAUGCCACUUUUGUCCGUCUCUCUGACUUCAAACCAGAGUACGGCUUCUCCAAUUCCAUCGUUGAUAAUGGAAUCUCUUUCCCGAAAAUUGUUAAGCCAGGAGCUGUCGGUUUUAAGCCGGAGGUUAGGAAAAAUGUUACACUUCUUGAAGAAGAGGAAAGGAAAUUUGUUGAGAGCAGAUUAGAUGACAGUAAUGCGGUCGUAGAUUUGGAUUUCUUGAUAAAGGGUUUUGAAUUGGGGCAUCGAGACGCAACUUCUUUGUUCUUUCUGGCGGGUGUCUUGUCCGCCACUUAUGCAUAUGUUGUGUUGGCAUUUAUAGUUACCUAUACUUGGGUGAAUGGGAUUAUUUUCCUUAGAGUGGUGGACCAUUUGUUGGGGAAUUACAGAUCUUUCUUGCGAACUGUGUGGAAUGGCUCAAAUAUCGGACUCAGGAGGCUUUCUGGGUUUAUUCUGAUGAAAUGGGCCGUGAGAGAUGCACUGGCGCAGCUUAUGGGAAUAUUCUUUUUCGGGGAGAUUGAAGAUCAAUUUGUGUUUUUCAAGGUUUUCUUGAGGAUGAAGUUUAUGCCAUUUGCCAAUGUGGCACCAUGGGUUAUAGGGCAUGAGUGGGAGAGUGCGGGCUUCAUUGUGGUCUGGUCCUUGAGUGAUUUGAUGCUGGGUUUCUUAUUUGCCGUCGAUUCCUGGGUAGCAAUAGUUGACGCGAGGAGGGGGGGCAGAGAAAUUGUUAGAGAAGGAUGUCACAUGCUGGUAGCAAUGUUUUGCCCUGCUUUCGAAAUAAGGUGGUUAGAAGCUAUCACUUGUGGAUCAGUUGGGAGGUGGGUGUUGAGGAGGAUAUUUGGGGAUGUUUUCACAUUGGUUUUUCAGUCAUUAAUGGAGGUGUAUUUUAUGGUAGCAUGGCUGGUCUUUUACUUUGCAGCAAGACACAAGGAUGAUGCUGCACUUGGAAGACCAUUUGGAAGAAGAGAAUUGGAAGGUCUUCUUGAGGUUGCCAGUUUGAUGCAAAAGGACGAGGCAGCUUUAAUUUGAUGUCCGACUUGAUGUCUUACUAGGGGAAAAAGGUGUGCUAAGUCCAUAGGGUUUGAGUGUUGCUAUUGUAGUGUAAGUAGGUCCAGUGUAUAAUUAAUAAGAAAAUCUCAUAGUCUGUUUGUUCUUUUAUCCACAAAUGUUGUCAUCACUAGUAAGGGAGUUGAUAUUUAGCUGUCAUGUAAAAGAUUCGGGGCACUGGGCAGGUAGAAGUUUGAUCUCCUAUCAGCAUGAUCAUUUUGUAGUGGAACAAUAUAUAGGUGGUCUGAAGGAUGGGGGUAAUAUUGUUUGAGUGGAGUUUGCGGUCCUUAACAACAUUCCUGGUUCUUGAAUGAACUCACUCCAGUUAGUGUCACUUUUACUCGUGCAACUUCUUAAGUUACUGUACUGGAUCGGAGUCUAUGUCUCAGAGGUAGGAUUCAUUCCAGCCUUCAGAAGCAGGUUUCUUUGGAAAACUUUAUUCUUGUGUGAAGGGGGGAAGGCCGUAUUGGACUAUUAUGAUCAUUGUUUCUUACCAGGAGACUCUUGACAAUGUCGUCAGGUUACUUUUUGCUACAUAAUUUGCAAAGAAGAGUUUGGUUCUUCUAUGAUUGUAGUUGCAAACGUGUAAGGAAACAAGUAUUUGCGCUCAUGGACGGAUCUGGAAGUAGAUUGGUCCUGAUCAGCACCAAUAGGAUAAAUCCAAAGAGUUCUAUGUCAUGGAGUAUAGAAUGCACGGCUGUGGCAUCUCGGCAAUGCUACCAAGGAAGUGCUUAUACAGAAGUUCAAUGAUGUUCUCAUAUAGCAAAACUGACGCUGCUUCUGUAUCUUUUCUGUUUGAAGACAGGAAGUUGCUGAGAACUUGUCUUUCCUUAUGACGGCAGUUUGCAUCACUACAAGGUUUAAGUUUCAAUGAGAAAUGUAGCAAGAGCAUGUUGGUCCGAUUUUUUAUUUAAUGAAUCUGAGUAUUUCUAGAUUUACUGUUUCUUUUUUAAAUAUUGACGAAAGAGGAGGUGAAAUAAUUGAUGCAGUGCUUGGUCAAGGCAAAGAUGAUGGAGAGUGCAACAGUAAUUACUAUAACUGAUCAAUGGCUGAAGCCAACUUGAUUCAAAUAUGGAAAAUGGAGAAAGCAGAUUGGAGAGGAGGAAAGAAACAGCCAACCCUGGGGUAGGGUAUCAGGUCAUUUUGAUACUUGACCUUUUCAAAUGCUGCAUUUAGUGCAUAUGGCAACUCUCAGGAAAUUUUAGGCGGUCAAUGAUAGUGUUAAAUCCCUUUUUUACUUUUUACCGUUUAAUUUCUCGCACUAUAUAUUAUUCUCUGUACUUUUUAAAUUUUUCUUUUACGGCCUGUUAAAUUGUUUUGUGCAGCUCUUAAAGCUAGCAUCUCUCCAGUGCCCCCGGUUCAGUUGAAGCAUUCUUCUUGAGCUUUCAUGCCAAAUAAGAAGUUUUAUCUAAUGGUAGAGAUAUGGAAUUUCGUUAACUAUGUCUUAAGGGAUCCUCUGGACGUUUUUGGCUGCUAAAAGGAAACUGCUCUUUUUCUGAUAAGGUUUUCCCAGUCUGCUAUUGUUGUGAAUCAUCUGAAUAAUGUGGUAUCUUAUAGUUUUUCAGUUUAUCUCCCAGACAUGACGAUAACUUUUAAGAUUUGCCCUUUUCUGAUGUCUAUAGUCCGUAUCCAUGCCUGCAGAAUACCUUCAGGACUUUCUUGGAGUUGGUAAACUAUUUGAGCUUUUUCUUUUUGUUGAUAGUUUGUGGCGUCUGAGCAUGAGUUAGACGUGCGCCAUUGUUUAGAUCCUUUAUGUAGAGUGUCCAGGCCCAUUGGAAUUUAUUUUAUUCCUAUGAAUUUGUGUAUGGUUGCACCAUUGUUUAUAAAUCUGGAGUAUUUUGAACAAUAGUCGCUUGGGUAUGAUAGUUGUUAUGGUUGCCUUUUCUUCAUUAUUGUGGUUUUGGAAUAAAACCUUACAACUACUAUCAUUUACC